Messenger RNA from Epinephelus lanceolatus (giant grouper), 4227 nucleotides. NCBI's taxonomy places the organism in Eukaryota, Metazoa, Chordata, Actinopteri, Perciformes, Serranidae. The record is from RefSeq and is a predicted model, not a curated record.
CUUCCCAGGGCUAGAGCGGAAAAGAAACAGGAAGUAGGUUGUAAACCAAAGAAUGUGUGUUAAUGGAUGAAACUCGGAGCUGCGGACAGUUUGAGUUGAUUUUUCCGCCAUGAGAAGAGUCACUCUGUUCGUUAACGGAACCUCCUCUAACGGAAAGGUGGUGGCCGUGUACGGGUCCCUGGAGGACCUGCUGUCUGCGGCCAGCUCCAAACUGGGAAUAAGAGCCUCUAGUGUUUAUAACGGGAACGGCGGCCUCAUAGAUGACAUCACGUUAAUCAGAGAUGAUGACGUGCUCUACGUAUCAGAGGGAGAUUCAAUUGAAGACCCUCAGGACGACCUCCCAGGCCCUGAGAAGGAUCAGACUCACACUGAUUGGCUGACGCUCAACGUCGGUGGACGCUGCUUCACCACCACCAGGAGCACGCUGGUCAGCAAGGAGCCGGAGAGCAUGUUGGCCCACAUGUUCAGAGACAAAGAAGUGUGGGGGAACAAGCAGGACUCUCAGGGGGCGUACCUGAUAGACCGCAGUCCGGACUACUUUGAACCCAUCCUGAAUUAUCUGAGACACGGACAGCUCAUCAUCAACGAAGGCAUCAACCCUCUGGGUGUUCUGGAAGAGGCUCGAUUCUUUGGUAUCGAACAGCUGGCCGAGCAGCUGGAGACGCUCAUAAAGUCCUCUCAGCCUCCUGAUGACCACUCGCCUCUGAGCCGCAAGGAGUUCAUCAGGUACCUGCUGGCGACGACGACCAAGUCAGAGCUGCGGUGUCAGGGUCUGAACUUCACCGGGGCAGAUCUGUCUCGUCUGGAUCUGCGCUACAUCAACUUCAAGAUGGCUAACCUGAGAGGAGCCAACCUGACCCACGCCAACCUGAGCGGGGCCAACCUGGAGAGAGCAGACCUGUCCAUGGCCUGUCUCGAUGCAGCCAACCUUCAGGGUGUGAAGAUGCUGUGCACCAACGCUGAGGGAGCGUCACUGAGAGGCUGUAACUUUGAAGAUCCUGCAGGAAUCAAAGCCAACCUGGAGGGAGCCAACCUGAAGGGUGUGGACAUGGAGGGGAGCCAGAUGACGGGGAUCAACCUGAGGGUCGCCACGCUGAAAAAUGCCAAACUGAAGAACUGCAACCUGAGAGGAGCGACGCUGGCGGGGACCGACCUGGAGAACUGUGACCUGUCAGGAUGUGACCUUCAGGAGGCGAACCUGAGAGGCUCCAACGUGAAGGGCGCCAUCUUCGAGGAGAUGCUGACUCCUCUGCACAUGUCUCAGAGUGUGCGUGUGUCUCAGUCUGGACGUGGAAGUGAGUUGAUGUGCGAGGACAACAUGUCUUCGCCCCGCUGCUUCCAGCUGCUGCUGUCCUGCAUCCUGCUGCUGCUGCUGGUCCAGUUCCCUCAGGCUCGCUCCAGACCGGCCACAGAGGACACGGACACAGGCGACGCGGUAAAAUCCUCUGAAGACGAAGAAGACGAUGAGUCAUCCUCAGAGGAAAACAAACUGUCCAACGAGCUGUCAACAAGCAACGAGAAGCUCCAAAUGUCGGCGCUGGCGCCACAGUGGGUGAUGCCGGACAAGAUGGAGAAGCAGCUCCACGCCGUCCCCGCCAGCAAGACCGUGAAGUUCAGGUGCCAGGCGACCGGAAACCCCGUCCCCACUCUGCGCUGGUACAAGAACGGGAAAGAGUUCAGGAAGGACCAAAGAAUCGGAGGCUUCAAGAUCAGAGACCACAUGUGGACUCUCAUAAUGGAGUCAGUGGUUCCAUCUGAUAAAGGGAACUACACCUGUGUGGUGGAGAACGAAUACGGGAGUCUCAAACACACCUACCUACUGGAUGUAGUCGAGCGCUCCCCUCACAGACCCAUCCUGCAGGCCGGGCUGCCCGCCAACCAAACCGCAGUCGUCGGUCAUGACGUGGAGUUUGUGUGUCGAGUGUUCAGCGACCCGCAGCCUCACAUCCAGUGGCUCAAACACAUCACUGUCAAAGGCAGCAGAGAGGCGCCAGACGGACACCCGUACGUCCUCGUUCUCAAGACGGCAGGUUUAAACACCACAGAUAAAGAAAUGGAGGUUUUGACUCUGAGGAACGUGACUCUGAACGACGCAGGAGAGUACACCUGCCUGGCGGGAAACUCCAUCGGCGUCUCUCAUCACUCUGCGUGGCUCACUGUCGUCGAUGACCUGCCGCCUGCCCCGCUGCCCUCUCAGACGUACCUGGAGAUCUUCAUCUACUGCCUGGGGUUUUUCAUCAUCGUCAUCCUCACAGCCAUGGCGGUCAUCUGCAGACUCUGCUGCGCCCCGAAGAAGAGCGACUUCAACGGCCAGUUAGCCGUCCAGAAACUGGCAAAGAGCAUUCCUCUGAGGAGACAGGUGUCCGUUGAGUCCUCGUCCUCCCUCCAGUCGGGGAUGUGUUUGAUGCGUCAGUCUCGUCUCUCCAGUGCAGCCACCACCAUCCUGACGGGCGUGUCAGAGUACGAACUUCCCUACGAUCCCGUCUGGGAGCUUCCCCGUGACAGGCUGACGCUGGGGAAACCUCUGGGCGAGGGAUGUUUCGGUCAGGUUGUUCUGGCCGAGGCUGUUGGCAUCGACAGAAAUAAACCGACGCGCCUCACGAAGGUGGCGGUGAAGAUGCUGAAAGCGGACGCCACAGAGAAGGAUCUGUCUGACCUGAUCUCUGAGAUGGAAAUGAUGAAGAUGAUCGGCAAACACAAGAACAUCAUCAACCUGCUGGGAGCGUGCACUCAGGACGGCCCUCUGUAUGUGGUGGUGGAGUACGCCUCGCAGGGGAAUCUGAGGGAGUAUCUCCGUGCCCGUCGCCCGGUCGGGUUGGAGUACUGGAGCGGGUCGAGGCAGGCGUCUCUGGGCAGUUUGGAGAUCAGGGAGCUGGUUUCUGCUGCGUACCAGGUGGCCAGAGGAAUGGCGUACCUCGCCUCAAAGAAGUGUAUCCACAGAGACCUGGCAGCCAGGAACGUGUUGGUCACUGAAGAUAACGUGAUGAAGAUCGCAGACUUCGGUCUGGCCCGAGACGUCCACCACAUCGACUACUACAAGAAGACCACUAACGGUCGUCUGCCGGUGAAGUGGAUGGCACCAGAAGCUUUAUUCGACCGCAUCUACACACACCAAAGUGACGUGUGGUCGUUUGGAGUCCUGCUGUGGGAGAUCUUCACCCUCGGGGGGUCUCCGUACCCCGGCGUCCCUGUGGAGGAGCUCUUCAAGCUGCUGAAGGAGGGACACCGCAUGGAGAAACCUUCAGCGUGCACUCAGGAGCUGUACCUGAUGAUGAGAGACUGCUGGCACGCCGUCCCGUCCCGCAGACCGACUUUCCAACAGCUGGUAGAAGAUUUAGACCGCACACUUUCUCUCAUGGCAAACCAGGAGUACCUGGACCUGGCCCUUCCUCUGGUCCAGUACUCUCCGGUCAUCACGUCUUAUUCCUGUAACUCCACAUAGGGAGUUCUGGGAUCUUUUCCCUUCCUGGAUCACCUUCAUCCUGUUUCCUCUGCUGCGCGGGCUGGCGGUGAUGGUGGCGGCGGCGGCAGCGGUCCCAGACGAGGCCCGGACGGAGGAGCUCAGACAAAGCCGCUUCGCUGUCGUCUAUCAGCAGCAGCAGCCUGAUGUGAAGAACAGCUGGACUGAGCCGGACUCCCCAGCAGGGCCUCAGGAAGCAGCGUCUCGUUCAUACAGCGGGCAGAGACUGAGGGGAGAGCUGCUCCUGAGCUGCCCAUUGCAUCAGUGCUCUGGUUAUAUUAAUAAUCAUCAUGUUCUCAGUGUAAAUACUGUAAAUAAUAGUUUGUGUUAUAUGGAAGUACAAACUGGAAUUAUCAGAGAAAUAUGAACUGAAAGGGAAAAUAAAUAAAGGGAGAAAUACAAACAAAAAAAUAACUGAAUGAAUAAAAAACAAAAUGUGUAAAUCUAUAAAUGUGUAAAAGAAAAAAAUAAAUCUAAUUUGACUUUUUAUUUGUCCACCGUCCGCCUCCCUAACCCACAUGGAAACACUUUACUACUCAUUUAUAGAUUUUCUUUGUGCAUCUUUUAUUCAUUAAUUUAUUUUGCCCCAGUAUUUAUGUUUGUCUCCGCAGUGACGUCGUGUUGCCAAAGAUGAUGUCUGCCAGUGUUACACUUCAGCGUUGCACUUAACCUCCAGCUGAUCGCAGCCUGACAUGUACAGAGAACGCUUCUAGUUGAAUGUGUAAAAUAACUGAUUAACAACAGUAUUAAAAUCAUUUCUGAAUUCA